Messenger RNA from Crotalus tigris (Tiger rattlesnake), 10899 nucleotides. It is a transcript of the gene UNC13B, whose product is annotated as unc-13 homolog B. The transcript has 10 exons. Lineage: Eukaryota; Metazoa; Chordata; Lepidosauria; Squamata; Viperidae. The coding region runs from base 572 to 9589 and encodes 3005 amino acids. The record is from RefSeq and is a predicted model, not a curated record. Gene Ontology annotation, biological process: synaptic vesicle priming; presynaptic dense core vesicle exocytosis; synaptic vesicle maturation. Gene Ontology annotation, molecular function: diacylglycerol binding; phospholipid binding; calmodulin binding. Gene Ontology annotation, cellular component: plasma membrane; synaptic vesicle membrane; neuromuscular junction.
CGGAGGGGAUCCCUUCUUAGGCAGGGAUUGCAUUCCAGCCGCUUUUCCCGUUGGCCUUCCUCCCAACCGGGGCGGCGCAGCCAACGGCCGGGAAGAGGCGGCCACAGCGGCUGCUUCCCCCGCGGGCGGCGUCAGGCGGCCGCGGAGCGGACGAACCCAGCCGGCCCGCCAGAGGGUCCCUAGGGAGGGUCCCCAGAACCGAAACACGCGGCUGUGGGCGGGGAUCCUCCGGCGCCGGAGCCCCAACGGGCACGAAAGAGUCCCUCUGGGCACACACAGAGAGCCGCCCGCCCAGGAGCCCCCGGCCGGCAAGCCCCGCCCCGCCUCUGGGGGCGUGUCCGGAGACGGCGGCCUCUCUGCCGGGCGCCAAUUGGCCGCGGCCACGCCCCGCCCAGACGGCCGCCGUGUCUCUCUCUCCCCCCCCCCCGCGCUGUGUCCGCGGCGUCGCCGGUAGCGACGGGGUCUCCCGCGCGGCGCCCGAGGGGUCGGCCCCGGCCUGGCCGGCGGGCGUGAGAAACGCGGACGCGGCCGGGAGGAAGCAGCGGUCCUCCUCGCCCCGCCGGGCGGCACCAUGUCCCUGCUCUGCGUCCGAGUGAAGAAAGCAAAGCUCCAGGGACCCCCAGAUAAAUUCAACACCUACGUAACCCUGAAGGUCCAAAAUGUCAAGAGCACCACAGUUGCCGUUCGUGGGGCCCAGCCAUGUUGGGAGCAGGACUUUCUCUUCGAGAUCAGCCGACUAGACCUGGGCCUGAUUGUGGAAGUGUGGAACAAAGGGCUGAUCUGGGACACCAUGUUGGGCACGGCUUGGAUCGCCCUGGAGACCGUCCGGCAGUCAGAUGAGGAAGGUCCUGGGGAGUGGUCCACCCUGGAGGCAGAGGUUCUGAUGAACGGCCAGGAGGUCUGUGGCACCAAAAACCCGACGCAGCAUCAGAUUUUGCUGGACACAAGAUUUGAGUUGCCUUUUGACAUUCCCGAAGAAGAAGCCAAAUACUGGACCAAGAAGCUGAAGCAGAUGAACUCGCUGGAGGAAGAGGAAGAGCCGUCUCCCACCGAAGAUGACCAGAAGCAGCUGAUGCCCCCUGCAGCCUCCCAGUGUUCUUCGGAAGGCCACGAGAGUGCCGUGGACGACCGGGACAGCGACUACCGCAGCGAGACCAGCGCCAGCCUCCCCCCUGCCUACUGCACCACCUCCCAGCCCAACAUUUCGACACACCAGUUCCGGGGGGCUUCCCGUCUGCAGCAGCAGGGAGUCUGCGUGGAGCCCCUCCGUGGCUAUGCCUCGGACUACCAGGAGCGGACAGGCAUAAGAAGAUACGGCAGCAUAGACUCGACUGGGAGUGGCCGGACCGACCUAGAAUCCGGAUCGCAUUCCAGCCAAGUGACCAGUCGCCAGCUGUCCCUAGAAAGCCGGCACUCCUUAGAGUUGUCAGAUAGUCAAGGAUCUUUGAUUAGCAGUGGGAAAGUCAGGAUUAUUCCUUUUGACCAUGGUCUUGACCAAGAAGAAUGUGUUGAGGACUAUGACGAAUUAGGCAAACAGUUAAUAGAAGAUUUUCUAGAAAAAAGGGCUAGAAAUUGGCAGGAGAUAAGGAGGCCUCGGUUCUCCAAACAGGGGCACGGUAGCCGUCUGAAAAACUCCAGGUCCUCACCCAAGGUUUGCGUGGAAUUAGAACGUCUCAGUGCUCUUUCCUAUCCAGCGGCGUACGAUACCAUAGACAGGAGAAGAAAAAAGAAACGGAGAGACAAUGAAGAGUGUGAGUGGAGAAGGCCUCAAAUCAAUGGGAGGCUGAGUCUUCCCCACGAAACUGUCAUUUCUGCAAGCACCAUGAAAAGAAGAACCAAACUUGACGCAGAUUACGAUGACUUUGAUCUGUAUAGCAGCAACCCCGGUGAAGUUGGGGCACAGCAGCCUGGGUGUUGGGAUUUGCUCCCCUCCGGAAAGACCUUCCUGGUCCAAAGCAGCUGGUUCUCGGACGGCCGAGAGAGAAGCCACGACCCUCAGCCAGGCCGUUUUGCGGGCGAAGAUCCGCUGCACCCAGAAGAGGCAGACGGUUGUUUUCAGCCGUCUGGAGAUCUUGAGGAACUGGAAGGCAGCAGCUGGUCUGAAGAUCUUCGGGGCUCUCCUGCUUCAGACGAGGAAGGGAAGGAGGAAAUGGCCCAAGUGUCCCGAGGCUGGUAUGAGCCCACGUGUGGCUCUCUCAAGGAACAUGGGGCCUUCUUGCCUGUCCAAGCCCCAUCAGAGGGAGACCUCAGUGCGGUGGACGAGUUGCAGUGCUUGGUGGAGACAGUGUCCGAAUACCUGGCCGAAAAGGAGGAAGAGAUUAGCAGUUGGGAAGCCCUUCCAAAGCAGGAAAGCAGGAAUCAGGGCCUCCCUGUCCAGGUGGCAGAGGAGAUGUCUCAGGCAGAGCAGGCCAAAGCAGCCCCUGCUGCGGAGGAGAAGAGCGACAGCCGAGGAGAGGUGUUAUCGGACUUUCUCGGGGUGAAAGACACUGCCCAGUCCUUCUUCAGCUUCCUUACGGGGAAAGUGAGCUCUGGAAAGACGCUCCUCACGUCCUCUGUGGAGAAGUUCGUAUCUUCAACGGCUGAAACGGCAGAUGCCCCUGCGAGGGACUCCUCAAACCAACCUCAUCCGGAUGUGAAGGUGGAAAGCAGGCCUGAUCUCGGCUUGCCUGAAGAAGGGCCAGCUUCCCUCCCCGAGCAGAGUUGUGGAAAAGUUGCUGGUCCUCCCAGCGUGAGUCUCCCAGAAACCUCUGACGGGGAUGACAAGGCCUCUCCGGCUCCCCCAGUCCUGGAUUGUCCUGCAGAUGACGCCGAGAGCCAGUCGGCCUUUCAGAAGACCAGUGCGGCUGUGAAUUCUCUCUUCGGCAUGUUUGGCUCUUUAAAAAUAUUGGCGGAAAAGAAGGAGCCAAAGAAAGAGACCAGGAAAGAAGGAACAACCAUAGCGGCUGAACUGUUGGCUGCAAGUGGAGCUGAGGCCGAGAAGCCUGGUGAAGAGGGCACAAAGCCCAGAGGCUACUCCCUGGAAACAAGGAAGGAGGAACCAGCAGCUGACCCCACGGGGGGCCUGGCACCCCCCAUCUCCAGCUCCUCUGCUGACGUUAGCCUGAACGCGGGUUUUGAUGGCACGGCUGUUCCCAGGGGGCCAGUGGAGUCUCCCAAAGUCCCCUGCCCCUCAUCACAGCUGGAUAAGGCAGAUCAGGGAAUCCCUCUGGAGCCUUUAGCCAUCCAGCCUCCUGAGGACAAGCCGCAGGAAGGGCCGCAGGAGGCCAUCACUCAGCCUUCAGAACAAAGAGAAUCUCCCAUCAAUUUUUUUAGUCCUCUUAAAAAAUGCUUCAGCCUGUUGCCACUUUCUGCUCCUGCUGACCUCCCGGCCAAAGAGGCGUCCUUGAGUGUGGGGAAACAGUGCAAGUCCGAAGACAAUGUCAAAAAAGCGAGUCCCGCCAGCAGUAGAGCUCCCUUCCCGUUCCCUGAGAAGCUGCAGGUUUCCUUUUUGAGCAGCUUCAACUUAUCCGACAAACCGCAGGAAAAUAAGGAAAAAACAGGAUUCUUCUCUUCAUUCUUAAAAGUUGCUUCGGCUGAAAACGCAGAAGCUGCCAAAGAGGGACAUCUGGGGAGCAAUUCAGAGGGUCUCCAGGCUUCUUCCUCAAAGUCUCCACCAGAGAAUAAAGAGGAGCUGAAGGGGGAACUGGAAACUGAUCCUUUGGGACCAGAAAGUGGCCGUCAGGACAAGGUGGUGGCUGCAGGCACUUCGGAAAGUGCGGAGGGCAGACGUGGCCACAGUGACCCAAGCAAUCAUGAUCUAAAGGGUGUCCCAGGCAGAGAAGGGGCAGCAGCAGCAGUCACAGCCGCCUCCCAAGGUGGAUCUGGCCUGGAUCUGGUAGGAGAAAAAUCAGAGGCUGCUAGUGGAGUCGGCAGGGUCAAGAUUCUGGAUGAUGCUCAGGAGGGUUUCUUUUCGGGACUUUUCCGCUCUUCUCUGGCUGGCAGUUUAUCUUCCAAGGAAGGACAAAAUGCUCAAGACAGCACAGACAGCCAGAAGGACCGUCCACCUGGUUUGCUUUCUGGAUUAUUCAGAUUCGGUUCAGGUGAAAACACCUCUCCGAGUAAGGUGGACAAACCAAAUCUGAGAUUUUUGGGUGGUUUGGGGCAGAUCUUUGAAAAGACUGUGGAGGAGACUAAUUCCAAAGUGGGGGAUUCUCAAGUGGCACCCCAAACUCAAGAAGGCACCAGGGACCAAGAGGCUGCAGGCAGCUUCCUAAUAAACUUCUUACACCAGGCAAAAGAGAAGGUUGAAGAGAGAGUGGCCCAAACUCCCAAGAUGAAGGCCGGUUUGCCUAGCACAAGCAAGGAAUCCAUUGCCCUCCAUGAAGGAUCCCUCUCUCUGAAUAAUUCUCAGAAGAAGACAGAUUUAUCAACAAAACCAGUCCUUUCUCGAAAAAAUACAGAAUCGCACAUUCAUCCAGGGCUUCUCCAUGAAAAGUUGGAUGGACUUCUCAGAUGUUCCUCACAGAAUGCCAGCUUGCUCAGCUGGUCAGGAGAAUCUCCCGCUUCAGAGGAGAUCAGGAUAGGCUCCACCUUGGAUGGUGAUUAUGACCCCAGGAGUUAUCCAGCAAAGAUGGUUCAGACUUCUGUGCCUCUUUAUUACAUCUUAAAACAGAAUCCCGUCUCUUGGGAUGAGGUUCUGACCUGGUCAGACUCUGGCAACAAAGUAAUGAAUUUGUGUAAAAGAGAUGGGAAUACCAAUCCAAUCGAUUGGAGAUCAAGUGAGAAUUUUGAUCCACCAGUGACCAAUUUUAAUGCUGUGUCAUGUAGAUCACCUGAUUUUUGUCUGGGGGAAAACGAAAUGUGGGCAACUCAUUAUUUGAAUGGAAGUCUUUCUCCACACACGUUCAACUGCUUUCUGGAAGAUGGGCCAAUAGAUUUAAGUUAUUCCUCUGCUUAUGAUGCUAAUAUGUGGACCAUAAUUGAUCAGGAGCCCAUGAAUAUGGAUGACCUAUGGCUGUGCCACUGUCAGGAGUACCUGGAUUGGCUGAUGCCGCUGCUGCAGGGAGUGUGGUGGCCGUCAGAAGAUGGUGAUUAUGGUUAUUACAUAUAUACCGAUGGUCAGUAUGUUUAUUCUCUACUCACUGAUUCUACAGGGCAGUAUAUUUACCUCUGCACUCCUGACCUUUGCACCCAUCCGGACAGCUGGGACUAUGAACUCAAGUCCUCUUUGCAAAGGGUUGUGAUGGAAGGGGACAUGGUUUCCGUUUGUGGCUUCAAAGUGCCUCUUGAAGAUGAGUUAUUUUGGUCUGCCGAAGAGGAAGAGUUGGAUGAUUAUUUUGUAAACAAACCUCUUGAUUUGUCUGUAGCUUUUCAAAGAAGGGACAAGUUUAUGAACGUAGAGACCUUUUCUCAAAUGUUUGAGGAAUCUGCUUACUACCAGAAAGAGAAGCCUUUAGAUUUCUCAGGCUACAGGCUUCUGAAACCUAAUAAGGUGGGCUUUAGGCCUGAGGAGAAGAGGGAAGGGUCUGUAGAAGAUGCGCCGUUUGACCUCCGGGCACAUUUAAGGAUCGCCUCUGGUGGGGGGCUAAAGGAGGAAUUCCAACCCAAGUUGCUAGAUGUGGCCCCUAGGACUUCUGUUUCAGAAAGCGGGCAGACCAGACUACCUGGCCUUCAAAUCUUUAAAGCUGCUACCAGGUCUGAUCUCCCACCAGUGUCUCUUGCCAAAGCACAGAUGGCUGAAGAAGAUAAGAAGACCACAAGCAACAAGGUCACCUCUUGGCUUUCCUCUUUGGGUGGGCUGAUGGGUCAGGGUUCGGGGAAAGGCGAGAUGCUGGAGGACACGGCAGAGAAGGACCAAGGCCCACAGUCAAAGUUUCCUGCAAAGGAAGCCAUGUCUGGAACACCACCCAGGAAGAAGGGACAACUUCAACCAGAACCCCUGCCUGUUUCCACUGAGAUUGCUCCAUCUCCUCCCCGGAAGAGAGCUCCCCUACGGAGAUCCACCUCUCAGUUCAGCCAGGGUCUCACGUCCGACCCAUUAACCCAACCAGACAGCAAUGCUAAGGCAGCUUUAGGGUCUCUGGCAGAGCCUGAAAACAGUUGGGUAGUCCUGGGCCAAAUAGCUGCUAAGGCCAAGGAGACUCUUUCUAAGAGUGACCUCAAAACAGAUAGCCCCGGAGAAGUCCCACCGGUCCCUACAGAAUCAGGAUUCCUCGGUUUCAUUAAAAUGCAGGGAAGCAAGUCUCCAUCGCCACCUUCACCCACCUCUCUGCCAAGUCUGGUGAAAAAGGAAAGCCAGAGCAAGGCAGAGCUCCCAGGUGCUCCGUCCUUCUUCGGCUCGAUCAAAGACUUUUUCACCAAAGAGCCAGCCCACUCACCAUCUGAUACCCCUGUCCCACCACUGAAUAACGGGCAGAUAUCCCAAGAACUUGUUUGGGAACCCACUAAGGGUCCUGCUUCUGAGGUGGAUGUCUCUUCAGAGCCACCUGGGGCAGAUAUUGCCGAGAAAGAGCUCUCCUCUAAGGAACAGGCCCACAAAAAGGCUGGAGAGGAAAUGGGCAGGGUCAAGGAAGUGCCUCCUGCCAGGACUGAGCAGGCAGCCAACUUGCACCUGAGUCCUGGAAUAGGGAGGCGCAGCCCACCACCGGAAGAGGGAGGCCUGCUCAGGAGCUUCUCUGGGUUGCUGGGGGACUCAGCAGCAAGGAAGUCCAGUUCCCUGAACACCAGCCAGUCCUUCUUGAUGGGCAAAGAGCCCCAGGGAAUCCAGCUAGAGAAGGAACCUGGGUUCAGACUCCCCUUUGGCUUGUCCCAAGCUACACCUCCAAAACCUCAGCAGACAGCCAGCAGCUGGGAUAUCUUCUCUCUUUUCCCUGCCUCCAAGAAAGCCCCGAGCCCUGACCCAACCCCAGCCCCGGCCCCUGUCCAGACCGCAAAAGGUCCAGAGAUGGAAGGUUUGUUCAAGAUCCCCUUCUCUGCCAAGAAAGGGCUUCUGGACAGCUCCAGCUUCAGCUUGUUCAGUUGGGCCUCUUUCCGCCCUGAAGAACCACCAGCUGCUCCUGACAAAGGUCCCCUCCCCAAGCCACCUCCAUUGCAAGGAAAGGAGGAGCCACUCCUGGGGCCAUCUGCUUCUGCUGAUGCUGGCCUUGGAAUAGCCAGGAAACCACCCUUGGAGGAGAAGGAGGCCAUCUCCAGUGUUAGAGAUGCUGUGCUGGGCAAGCAGGAAGCCCGUGACUUGCAGAGCAGGGCAGGUGAAGGGGCUGAGAAGGCCGGGGAAUGUGCCUCGGCAGAGCAACUUACGGACAGCCCAUCUCUCAGUGAUGCAAAGGAAGAAGACCAGCCAGUACAGCUUGAUCCUGUCUGUGAAGGUCCUGAAAUCCAGAAGGAUGGGACUUUCUCCCCUCCAGAAGUUCCAGAACAGCUGCCCCAGAGCUCAACUGAGUGGGAUGAGAGGAGGGUGUCUUUGCUUGAGAAGGAAGCUGUUCCUCCUCCAGAAUACUCCGGUUCUGUUUGUGUUCAGACAUCAGUGGCCCAAAGGACAGCUGCUCUCCGUGACUUGGGCCAGGAGGUAGUACCAGAGCCCCUGCAAGGAUUUGGCCUUCCUUCCCAUGCUGGAGCCCAGCAGGCUCAGGGCCAGAAGCCUCUCCCCACGGUCCCCCUUGGGGAGCCAGAUGGGUUGAAGAUGCCUGAAGAAUCUGUGAGUAACAAGUCUGUCCUAGAGUGCUCAAUGGAAAAAUUUUCAAGUUUCUUCACCAGAAUCAAACCCACGAAAACUUUCUCCGAUUUUUUGGGCUGCCCACUCCCAGCUCCAGAUGCUCCUGGUUUGCAGAAGAAGAGCGCCUCCUUUUUCGGCAGCACGUUCCAGCCAAGCGGGCCUUCCUCAACAUUCGCAAGCGGCACCUUUGGUUUUUCUAAAGGAGGAGUGGAGCAGCCUCCUUCGAAGGCUUCUGUGCCCUGGAAACCUCCCCAGGUGGAUUCUGAGGUGAAGGAAGCGACAGGUUCAGUUCCAGGGAAAGACCUUCUCAUCCGGGAAGACGAAGCAUCUAGAGAGGAGGGUUCAGAAGAAAGCCGCUUGGGGAAACAGCAAAUCAAGAGUCCUCGAGGGGCGCUGCUAGAGACGGAGGCCAGAAGUGUCUUGAAGGAAAAUGGUCUGUUGAACCUGGCAGGAGAAAAUUCCACAGGAACUCUCAAAAUGGACCUGGAAAUGGAAGCCGAUCAAAAGCUGGACAAUUGCCAAGAGCCGGUGCCAAACACCCUGGAUACCUUGAGCUCAGAGAAGAGCCGAGGCUCUGAAGUGGGGCAAGUGGACUUCCUAACCUCUGAGGAAAUGAGGGAUGCUGAUAGGUGCCGUCAAGAUCUCAACAAGGGGGUUGCGGCAGAAUCAGCUGCGAUGCUGGCAGAUGAGGCUGACCUUCCUACUCAAAAGCAACUGAAUCUAGAAUCCCAAACUGGCAACCUUCCUAUUGGCCAGGAAGGUUGGGAAAACACACCUGUGCUGGAAGCCAAGAGGGAAGACAACGUGAGCCAGUCAGGCUUGGAUAUUGUCGCUAUGUCUGAAUACGCAGCCGUGAAGGCUCAAGCGCAGGGUGAUACUGGUCCACCAAAUGGACGUGAGAACAUAGGUGUGGAACCCGGAGCGGUUCUGAAUGAGACCCCUGAUUUGCACCAUGAUGGUGUGGACGGUAUCCACAGCAGGGAAUCUGUCCCAGGUGAGGAAGAAGAGGAGGUUCCAUCCCCUCGUGAGAAACCUUUCAAAGCUGAGGCCUUGAGAAGCGCCAUGGAUCAUGGGCCUGCCGGUUCCCCUGCUGCAGAGGUCAGCAGCACCACGUCUGUAUUUGAGAUGUUAAGUCGGUCCCCUUGGCCCAAAUUCGGCUUUGGGUCUUCAACCAGCAGCAUGAAACCGAUGGGCUCCUUCUUCUCCCCCCCUUCAGCGAGCAAGACCGGUGCUGAGCCCGGUCUCGGGUCCGGCUUGAGCAGCGUGUCUUCCGUUCUGUUUGGUGGAGGAAGCGAGGAGAAAGUGGAGAAAGCCGGCAGCAUCCAAGAGACGGUGUUUGGGAGGAAGCUGGACUUCUCCCUUCCUUGGCAGAAAGGCCCAAAGGAAAAGGAGAGCCAGAAGGGAUCGGAGGCGCCACUGAAACCUUCCUCCAAGCCAGAAGCCCUGUCAAGUGGUCCAUCCCGUCUGAUGCCCAAUGCACCGCAGCCCUCAUGUAGAGCCGAGCAGGCAUUGAUUGGCCCCAAGGACAGUGCAGACCACUUGGGGGAUCCAGUGCCCGAGUCCAGCCUUCCAUCCAUGGAGGUGGACAGUUCAGGCGAGCAGUUCCUAGAGGCCAGAACUGUUCUUGCUGAGGCUGAGCCUGGCCGAGGCCUGGAAGUUGCAGGUAAAGAGCAGGAAGAGGAUCUGAGGGCCGUUCCCAAUGGCCCUCCUGCCCCGACCUUGGAAAAAGAAGCAGAAGACACGGCCUCUGUUCCUAGUCCAUCAGAGCAGAAGAAGGACAGCGUCGCUUGCCCACAGGCUGGGCCACGGCUGGUGGAGGAGAGCAGCCCACGACACCCGCUUGAGCACAGGCCAGUAGCAGAUGCAGCCAAUAAAUGGAGGCGGCCGGUCCAUUUAUGAGCCAAGAGCCAUAGUCAGAGGCCUCUGACCCCUCCCUCUGGCCCCCUUGAUGCUGACGGGGAGUGAGGGGUGACCUCUAGCCCCGGCUUGUCCCUCUCCCUGCCCCCUCCCUCCCUCCCUUUCCUUCGCUUUGGGUGCUCCCCCUUUGUGUGUUGGCGAACAGCUUUGAACGUGGAUUUUGUUUUGUUCAGUCUUUACAGACCUGAGAGUGGGGAGGGGGUUUCUGAGAACAGCCCACCCCACAGCUCCCACUCGCCAGAAGAGGCUUUUCGAAAAUCCUGCUGUGGAAGGAUAACUCUGCCCUUCUGUAGAGGGCUGAAUUAGGGAAUGUAAAAUGCUCACAGGUGGAUUGGGAGCUGCAAAUGCUGUCUUGGGACACCCCCACCCCUCCCAUCCCAGCUGCCAUCCAUGCUGCUUUUCCUCAUGGCUGCCCAGCUGUGAGAGGCCAGCAUGGCUGAGCAGUAGCUCUGCGAGGCCUUGUGAUGGAGGGGCCAAGGGGAUCGGGCCGGGCAUCGCAGGGGUCUCUGGUCUUCCCCGAGGGCUUCAGGGGUGUGAGCUAAUCACUUCUGGGCCCAUCAAGAGCUGCUGGCGCUGCUGGGCUGGGCGGUUUCUGCUCUGCCCGCCCACAAGCAGCUCCCUGCCUCCCGUAGCUGUGUGGAUAAAUCCUGUGGAUCUCCCAAGGUCAGCCCCCACCCGCCGCUUGGAUCCUGCGCAGCCCCUUCGUCUGCUCUCUUCCCCUUCUCCGCUUCCCUCCACCUUGCUAGCUGCAGCCCUGUCUUUUCCAGACCGCCAGGCUGGAAAGAAUCCAGAUUGGUCGAUGUUCGGACUAGCCAACUCCAAGCACCAUUAUGCACAGCCCUCCCGCCCCCCGUGUUGUCCAUUCUGUUACCCUGGAUGUUGGCAGUCCCUUCUUCCGGUUGGGAAUGAAGGAAGCCCUGGGAAUCAGCUCAGGAGCCCCUUGGCUGACCUGGUCUGCAGGGAAGUAGAAAGACUUGGGGCGGGGGGGGUGGAAUCCUCCUGCUGAGUCAGCAAUUCAGCAUAGGGGAAGUGGGCCUGGACUGCCUGGGUGGGGGAGAUGGGAGACCCCCAUUUCUGGGCGGCAGAUCAGAGGGAGAAGCUUCAAAGCCUCAACAUUCAGCAGAUGUCCCGGAAUUGGGAAGCCCUGCAGACUCUCUACCGGAUGGGGAAUGAGGACAGAUGUGUUUGGUAGCCAGCCCUGCUCGCCCCCCCCCCCAACUGCUUCUCCAUUCCUUGGCUGCCCACCCUUCGGGCUCCCCAAGUUCUGCACACUCACCUGCUUCCUCUCUCUC